Messenger RNA from Spinacia oleracea (spinach), 2892 nucleotides. RefSeq names its product protein FAR1-RELATED SEQUENCE 6-like. The coding region runs from base 1 to 2892 and encodes 963 amino acids. The transcript has 2 exons. NCBI's taxonomy places the organism in Eukaryota, Viridiplantae, Streptophyta, Magnoliopsida, Caryophyllales, Amaranthaceae. Gene Ontology annotation, molecular function: zinc ion binding. The record is from RefSeq and is a predicted model, not a curated record.
AUGAAGGUUGUUGAUAAUCAACUGGAUGAAGAUUCUUUAGAUGAGCAUUGGGAUUUACUUGGUGAUGAGGAUGAUGAGGUUGAGGGUGAUGAGGGUGAUGAGGGUGAGGGUGAUGAGAGUGAUGAGGGUGAUGAGGGUGAUGAGGGUCAUGAGGUUGAUGAGGAUGUUGAUGAAGAUGUUGAUGAUGGGGUUGAAGAUGGUAAUGAUUACGAAGUAAUUGAUGAUUAUGAUGAGGAACUGGAUGCAGGUGAUGAAUUGGAUGAAGAAGUAUUUGUGGCAAAUGAUGAUGACCUUAAUGAGGAUACGGAGUUGGAUGAGGUUGUUGGAGAUUUAGGUAAUGGGGAAGGUGGAGAAGGAAGAAGUUCUGCAGUUUAUAGUACCCCUAUUAAGAAGACAAAAGGUACAAAUGGUCCGGUCAUGGCGACCCCUGUUGUUGGUAUGAGUUUUAGUAGUUGGGAAGCUAUGAAUAACUAUUAUCGUUUGUAUGGGGAGCAACAAGGAUUUGGUGUAGUUUGUGUUGGUGGAAGUAUAUCUAGCAAAGAAAGGAAAGAAAGUGGCAAAGAAAGUGGGAAAUCAAAAUCCCUUAAGAGCUAUGUAUGGAGGUGUGAAUGUUAUGGGAGAACCACUUACCGGCGCAUGAUUAAUGGGAAAAAAGUGACUUGUUUUGAAGAACCAAUGGUUAAGAAGAAGUCGAAGAAGUGUAAUUGCCCUGUGAUGUUGUAUGGUUCUCGUACCAGUGAGAAUAACUGGGUUGUGAAGACUGUUGUAAACGAACACAUGAACUAUAACCCUACGCCAAUCAAGUCUAAUCAUAUUUCGAUGUAUAGGGUGAAAAAGAUUACAGAUGUCUUAUUGAAAAAUAUGGAAAAUGAUCAUGAUUCAGGGACGCCCAUUGCACAGAUUUUCAACAACUUAGCAGGAAGAAGGAAUGGGGUUGAGAAUAUAGGAUUUUCGAAGAAAGAUAUUCAUAAUGUUUUGAAUAAGAGGAUGAGACUGAGGCUUAGGGAUGGUGAUGCUGCAGCAAUGAUCAACUACUUAGAUAAAAUGACCAAGGAUAACCAAAACUUUUUCCAUCUGCACCGGUUAGAUAAAGGAGGAAAGUUGCAGGACGUAAUGUGGGUGGAUGCUCGUAGCAGAGCGGCGUAUCAGUAUUUUGGUGAUGUUGUAUGUUUUGACUCGACCUACUUGACAAACAAGUAUGAGUUGCCGUUCUCGAACUUUGUGGGGGUAAAUCAUCAUGGACAAACUAUAUUGUUAGGAUGUGCGUUAUUGUCCCAUGAAAAUGCAGAGACCUUUGUGUGGUUGUUUAGGGCUUGGUUGUCAUGUAUGGGAGGAAAAGCUCCAGCCGCAAUAAUGACUGACCAAGAUGCAGCAAUGAGGAAGGCAAUUCGAAUAGUGAUUCCAAUGCCACAUACCCGACAUCGGUGGUGCAUGUGGCACAUUAUGCAAAAGUUCAGCCGGAAACUUGGUUCUCUUACAGAUUAUCCCCAAAUUAAAGUGGCGUUACAGAAUGUAAUCUACAUCAGUUUAUCACCAGAAGAGUUCGAGGAAGGUUGGGCUGAAGCAAUUAAAAAAUAUAAGCUGGAGGUAUGUGUUGAUGACACAAACAAGGACACAAACAAGGACACAAAGCAAAGCUCUAAGUGGCUUCAAGUUCUGUACAAGCAGAGAGAUAUGUGGAUACCGGCGUAUGUCAAACAUAUAUUUUGGGCAGGGAUGCAGACGACUCAGCGGGUUGAAAGCAUAAAUAGUUUUUUCGACAGGUACCUGAAGAACAACACGAGAUUGUAUCAGUUUGCUCCUAGAUAUUGCAAGGCCAUGGAGAGUAGGGCGAAUGAUGAAAGAGCUGCGGAUGUGAAUUGUAGCCGUUUUACAAGGCCCUUGGUUGGGGAGUUUGCGUAUGAGAGAAAAUGUCAGAAAGUAUAUACGGAUGCGAAGUUUGUUGAAGUUCAGGUCCAGUGCACGCGGGUAUGUUAUGUGACCCCUGUUAGUAAAAAAGACAUUUCUGAUGUAGAGGUAGAGCAUACCGUCUCCGAUAGAGUGUGGAUAUGGUCGAAGUUUUUAAAAAAGGAAAUAUCUUUGGGUGGCCCUAAGCGUACUUAUGUGGUAUUGUUCAACAAAGAAACCUUAUUUGGGAAGUGUGACUGUAAAUACUUUGAGUGCCACGGCAUUAUUUGUAGGCAUAUAAUAAAAGUGUUAGACAUGGAGAAUGUGGUAACAGUUCCUGCAUCAUACAUUAUGGAUCGAUGGAGGAAAGAUAUUCAACGUAAGCACACCCUUGUGAAGGUAGCUUAUCAUGAUCCUGAGAAAACAGAGGAAAUUAAUCGGUAUGACAAAAUUAUGAAUGCAGUAGAACCUGCUGCUUUACUUGGGUCCCAGAAUGAGCAAAAACUUGACAUAAUGCUUGAGAUGGUUCGGGCUGCUAUGUUACGGAUGGAUGUAAGUGACGUAGUGACAGCAGAAGUGGCCGAUAAUGAAGGCGGUGCAGCAUCCGUCCUUAACAGAAGGGGCAGUGACGGACCACCAACGCCUGGGUCGGUUAAUAAACCGCCUAAUAGUUCUAGAGAAGAAAGCCCUUGUCAUUCACCACCCAUUAUUGCCAAAGAUCCUGUUCCGCGAGGUGGGGUAAAGGCUCAUAGGCCUCGUGAGAAACGUUUUAUCCCUCCUGGUGAGAAUACAAAGCCAGAUAAAAAGCAAGUACGGAAAAACAAGAAAGGCGUGGCUGAAGAUGCUCCUCCUGAACAACCUGCUACUAAUCUUCCUGUACCUUUUAAACAACCUAUGGAUCCGGUAGCUAUGAAUCCUGAUUACACCGGGCACCAAGGAAUAAAGUACGGUAACGCACAGAACAACUUCCAUCCCGGCUGGCCAAAUCAAUUUGUAAGUUCCUGA